Molecule: messenger RNA, 1511 nt
Organism: Pelagomonas calceolata
Lineage: Eukaryota; Pelagophyceae; Pelagomonadales; Pelagomonadaceae
Source: the annotation of a GenBank genome assembly
CCCAGCGCCUGCCGCCGCGAGGGUAAUAACGCGCGAGGCUGCUACGAGAGCAGGCAAAAAAGCCCAAAGCCCGUCGAGGGAGAAGCCACGGGACGCGUGAGACGCGCGAGGCAGCUGUCGCCGCUGCCGCGAGCAGCGGACGCAAGUGGGGCAGCUAGGCCAAGCAGAGCUAAGCGCCCGGCAGACGCCGCCCACCGCACCGCCGCCGGCGCCGAGGCCUCGUAAGCAUGCCCAAGAAGGGCAAAAAAGGCAAGGGCGGCGCCGACGCCGACGCCAUCGUGACGACGCGGGCCAUGCUCGUGGAACGGGAGCGCUGCAUGUGUCCGAGAUUAGGCGACGCCAUCGAGCGGCGCGAACGCGCGAACGAGAUCAAGAGGGAGUGCGUGCAAGCGCGCAUCAAGAAGGUCGGCGAAUUUAAAAGAGAUUACCUGGACAUGAGCGCGUCGGGCCUUGGGUUCGUGCCCGACGAGGUGCCUCGGUCGCCCUCACUAACUCGAUUGGUCCGCGUCGAUUUAUCGCGGAACCAGCUGUUCUCGUCGGACCACGUCUUCCAGUCCCUAGAACACAUUACAUCUCUCAAGAUCUUGAACUUGGCGCAUAAUUUCUUAAAUGGACCCUUGACGGGCCGAGCGACCGACGUCACGUCAUUGGAGGAGUUGUAUCUGGACCAUAAUCAGCUCACGGCAUUACCGUCGGACAUCGGCAACUGGACUUCCAUAAGAACGCUAUCUGUGUCGAAGAAUGAACUGACGGAGGUACCGUCGUCGUGUAGCGCGUGGAAGCAGAUCGAGACGCUGAACUUGCGAUACAACAAGCUCACAGCUCUACCAACUGGUGCAUUAACAGAGUGGGCCUCGUGCAAGCAUUUAUACGCGGGUGCCAAUGCAAUCACGGAGGUCCCCGAGACCAUCUCGUCGUUAACAGCGCUGGAGAUGCUCGAUUUGCGGAAGAACCAGUUAGAGCGAAUACCGGCACAAUUGUCAUCCUGUACGAAGCUCAAGUUGCUGAAUCUCGGAGAUAACAAGAUUGGGGACAUACCCGCGGAUAUCCUGGCGAAGUGUGUCGAGCUGGAGGAGUUACAUUUAUAUAAAAAUAAAUUGGAGGCCAUACCGGACGAGAUCGGUAAUUGCAUCAAACUUAAGAACCUCACACUCAGCUCAAAUAACGUAAAAACGUUACCAGAGACCAUUUCGCAGUGUUUAUCAUUAGAAGAGCUCUACAUAACAAACAACCCCAAGUUCUCGGCCGUCCCCGCGUCCAUGGGCGACCUCGUGAACCUGAAGGAGAUCGAAGCGAGGAAAUGCGCGGGCCUGAAGAGUCUGCCUGCUACAGCUAUUAAUUGGAUCAACAUGAAGGAACUUGAUCUAAGAUGCGGCAAGCCCCUCUACAAGGGCAAGGAGAAGUGCAAGGUGCCCCCCGAGAUGCUGGAAGAGACCUGGGAGGGCUUCGGGAAAUGCAUCAUUCGGGGAGGGGUCCAGAAGAAGGCGAAAGCGAAGAAGGGGAAGAAGUAA